Molecule: messenger RNA, 1547 nt
Organism: Vanessa tameamea
Lineage: Eukaryota; Metazoa; Arthropoda; Insecta; Lepidoptera; Nymphalidae
Gene: wcd
Product: wicked
Exons: 2
Coding region: 142-1452 (436 amino acids)
Biological process (GO): rRNA processing
Cellular component (GO): small-subunit processome; Pwp2p-containing subcomplex of 90S preribosome
Molecular function (GO): protein binding
Source: RefSeq, a predicted model, not a curated record
CUUCAAAGCAGAAUGUGUGUGAAUGUUAUUUUUGAGCCUGCCAAUUGUGUGUUUUAGGUUAUAACUUCUUUUUACGAAUUGAUUAUACUAAUUCUGUCUUUAUUAUUAUCUAUAUUUUUAAAAUAUAUAAUAUACGUUACAAUGAAACGCAAAGUUAAAGAUUUAGAUGACGAGGAAAGCAGGCUGUCAUCGUUGUUGUUUAAUAAAUCAAAAAAAUUCGUUGGCAAUCUCUCAACGUCUGUGAAAACUGAAAACGAUUUGGAUUUGAAACCCGCAUGGAUUGACGACGAUGAUGACCAGUUCGGUGUUGAUAUUAUUCCUGGGACAAAGAGCAAAGCUCUUUAUGUUCAGAAACUUAAAACAAAAUAUGAAACGUUGAUAGGGACUCCAAGUUGGGCUAAAGUAUCAAAUGCAUCUAGCGACAAUCAAAAGUCAGAAGAAAUACUGCGCACUGUAGGCCAUUUGCAGAAACCAAAAUCAAAAGGCCUUCGAAAAGAUAAUCUAGAAUUCAAAACAUUUCCGAAAGUUAAUUCAGAGACUGGUAACGAAGGUCCACGAAUUUCUACUGUUGUUUUUCAUCCUAAGAUCAGUGUUGUACUCGUAGCUGGGCAAUCUGGUAUUGUUUCACUCUUCUCUAUUGGUGGUGAUGUCAAUAACAAACUACAUAGUUUUAAUUUAAAUAAAUGGAAGGUUAUAACUGCUCAGUUUACACCCGAUGGCUCAGAGGCAUUUAUUGCAUCAAAAUUUCAACACAACUACUGUGUUUACAAUCUUGUUAAAGCUGAACCUAAAUUAGUUCAGUUACCAAAAGUAAUAAAGAAGCCAAAAUUAUUUAAGUUAUCUCCAGAUGGCAAAUAUAUAGCUGUUAGUGAUGGCUUGGACGAAGUAUUCAUAAUUUGUGCAAAGUCUAAAGAACUGUUGAGAUCAUUGAAACACAAUAUGAAUGUUGAAUCAUUGAUAUUUAGCCAUCAUUCUGAAUUACUUUAUUGUUAUGGUGUUCAAGGAGAAGUUACAGUGUGGAAUCUAUCAACAUAUAGAUCAGUUCAGAAGUUUUAUGACAAUGGCUGUGUUACAGCAUCCUGUAUAACAAUGAGCGAUUGUGGGCAGCUUUUAGCUACUGGAAGUGGUGAAGGAAUUGUUAAUAUAUAUGAAACAAAUAAUUUAACUACAAGAGAACCAUUGCCGCUUAAAACAAUUUCAAAUCUGACAACUAAAAUAACAAAUCUUAGUUUUAAUCCUACGUCAGAGAUCUUAUCAAUGUCAUCAAGCUACCUACCAAAUGCAGUAAAGCUUGUACACAUACCUUCAUAUCAUGUAUUCCAAAAUUUCCCAAAUCAAAAUUUGCAACACGUCGAGGCAGUAAACUUUUCACCUCACAGUGGUUAUUUGGCUCUCGGUAAUAAUAAGAGUUGUGCCUAUUUGUACAGAUUGAAAUAUUACAAGAAUUAUUAGAAUAUAAUUGCUGAAUUUGUAAACAGCAUAAGUAUGGUGAGUGUAAUCACCAUAGAUCAUUGACUCUUGGGUAUUCUGGGUAACCUGUUAGUAAA